GGGAGGGGGGUACAGAGUGGGGAACGAGCCACUGACCCAGGGGACCAAUGGGCUGUACCACUGAUCCCGGGGCUGGGGGAGAGCCGGAGGGCACAGAGCAUACCAUUGCCCCGGGGCGCCGCCUUGACUCCGGGCCUGGGGCGGGAGCGAAGAGCAGUGUGGGGCAGUGGCCAGCGCCACGGUCCCCUUUGGGUGGGAUGGUGCCUCCGAAGUGGCGGGCCCGGGUCCGCUGGGCCGCGUUUCCCCAGGACCCUUCCGUUCGCGUCCCCGAUACGCCGCACGCCGGCCGGUGCCUCAGUUUCCCCUUUGUGGCGUGGGGGGGGCGCGCCGGCCUGUGGGAGGGCUCAUGGACGCCCCCUUGUCUGUUGCUCCCUGCAGAGUGAAGGCCCCGACCUCGCCCUGACCCGCUGGCCCAGAGCAGCCCCCGCGGGGUGUUGGGCUUCGCGCCCGGCGCUCUGGCCGGCCGUGCCCUGCGGCCAGGAGGCGGGGCUGCCGCGAGUCCCCGGGACCCUCGCACGGCGCUCCGCCAGACGGCCCUGGUGAGGCCGGCCGUGCCCGGCCCCUGGACGCGCCAGGGCCACCGAUGGAGGAGAAUGAGGUGGAAAGCAGCAGCGACGCGGCCCCCCGGCGCGCCCGCGAGGAGCCCUCCGAGAGCGGGCUGGACGUGGGCACCUCGGAGGCCGUGUCGGCCGACAGCAGCGACGCCGCCCCCGGGCCCGGCCUCUUGUCAGAGGCGGGCGACUCCGUGGUGGGGCAGAGCUCGGACCUCGGCGCCCGCUCCCUGGAGGAAGUAUCUGAAAGCAGUUCCAGCCGGGAUGCCACCCCUCAGGGCUAUCUGCCAGACUCGUCCUCCAUCGGCCCAUCGACAUUAGUGUCAAGUGGAUCGGCAGGGGCCCCCGUGCUGGUGCACUCCAGUGUACUUGCCGAUGCCGCCAUGCUGGUCUCUGACUCCACUGCCUCCUCCUCCGAUUUGGGCUCUGCUAUUGACAAGAUCAUUGAGUCAACUAUUGGGCCAGACCUUAUUCAGAGCUGCAUCGCAGUGACAAGUGCGGAAGAUGGUGGCGCUGAAACUACCCAGUAUUUGAUUCUUCAGGGCCCAGAUGAUGGUGCCCCCAUGGUGUCCCCGAUGUCCAGCUCCGCUCUGGCCCACAGUUUGGCAGCCAUUGAGGCCUUGUCUGAUGGCCCCACGUCUACCUCUACUUGCAUGGAGCCAGCUGAAGCUCAGGAGUGCUCCCCACCUGCCGAGCCCCCUCCAGGACCCUCGGAAGAGCCAGACCUGCAGAGCCUGGAGGCUAUGAUGGAGGUGGUGGUUGUACAGCAAUUCAAGUGCAAAAUGUGCCAGUACCGAAGCAGCUCCAAGGGCACCCUGCUCAGACACAUGAGGGAGAGGCACUUCCGCCCUGCCUCUACAACAGCAGCAUUAAAGAAGGCACGUUCCAGGAAGUGGGGAGCUUCAGCUAAACCCCAGGAGGAGGAAGGGCCAGAGGAAGAAGAAGAUGAUGACAUUGUUGAUGCUGGAGCCAUUGAUGACCUGGAAGAGGACAGCGAUUACAACCCUGCAGAAGAUGAGCCCAGGUCUCGGCAGCCACGCCCCCAGCGCCCCAUACCCACCUCCAGUGCUGAACGUCCCCGAAGGAGACCUGGGAGGCCGCGAAAGCUGCCCCGCCUCGAUCUCCCCACUCCUCCAGAGGGGGUGGAAGCAGAGUCACUGGUCACCUCUCAGAGUGGACAAAGCAUCCCAGAACUGCAAGGACUGGAGGCCACUAGCUCAUCAGGCCCGGAGCCCUGUGGGAACAGCGAGGGGCAGGUGGAGCCCAGUGUGAGCCAGUCAGAUGCAGAGAACACAGUUCCUAAUGCCAGAGAUGAUGCAGACGUACCCCCGCGACGACGUGGCCGGCCCUCCCGACGCUUCCUGGGCAAGAAAUACCGCAAGUACAUGGGGCAAAGAUACUAUUAUAAGUCCCCCAAACCCCUGCUGCGACCCUACCUUUGCCGAAUUUGUGGCUCUCGCUUCCUAUCCCAUGAGGAUCUUCGUUUUCAUGUUAACUCCCAUGAGGCUGGAGACCCCCAGCUCUUCAAAUGUCUGCAGUGCAGCUACCGCUCCCGCCGCUGGUCCUCUCUCAAGGAGCACAUGUUCAACCACGUGGGCAGCAAACCCUACAAAUGCGAGGAGUGCAGCUACACCAGCGUGUACAGGAAGGAUGUCGUCCGGCACUCGGCAGUGCACAACCGGGACCGGAAGAAGAGGCCAGAACCUCCCCCGAAACUGAGCUCCUUCCCCUGCCCUGUGUGCAGCAGAGUCUACCCAAUGCAGAAACGGCUCACGCAACACAUGAAAACCCAUAGCACCGAGAAGCCCCAUAUGUGUGACAAGUGUGGAAAGUCCUUUAAGAAGAGAUAUACUUUCAAGAUGCAUUUACUGACACAUAUCCAAGCCAUUGCAAACCGCAGGUUCAAGUGUGAGUUCUGUGAGUUUGUCUGUGAAGACAAGAAGCUUCUACUGAAUCAUCAGCUCUCCCAUGUCAGUGACAAGCCUUUCAAGUGCAACUUCUGCCCCUACCGGACCUUCCGAGAAGAUUUUUUGCUUUCUCAUGUGGCUGUUAAACACACAGGAGCCAAGCCCUUUGCCUGUGAGUUCUGCCACUUCACUACCAGGCACAAAAAGAACCUCCGACUGCAUGUGCGCUGCCGGCACUCGGCCAGCUUCGAGGAGUGGGGUCGGCGCCAUCCUGAGGAGCCGCCGUGCCGCCGCCGGCCUUUCUUUUCAAGGCAGCAGAUAGAGGAGCUGAAGCAGCAGCAUGGGCAGCGCCCCGUGCUCCCUGGGCCUGCCCCCCUGGAGCCACCAGGGUCCCCAGAGGCCCUCCCAGAGUCAGCACCUCCUGAGACCUCUCCACUGCUGUGUCCCGAGUCCCUAGGGGGUGCCACAAUCAUCUACCAGCAAGGAGCUGAAGAGUCCACAGCCCUUGCCACUCAGACAGCUCUGGACUUACUGCUGAACAUGAGUACCCAGCGGGAGCUGGGGGGAGCUGCGCUACAGGUGGCUGUGGUGAAAUCAGAUGGUGUCCGAGCAGAGCUCUCGUCCCCUCCUGGAGAGCCCAACCCCCCAGGAGCUUCUCCUCAAGUAGUUACCCUGCAUGUGGCCGAGUCUGGGAGUAGCUUUGCUGGAGAGGGACCAAUGGGAGUAUCUGACCUGCAGCAGAUCACCCUGGCCCCAGUACCAUACAGUGGAGCUAGCUACAGCGUCAUUGCAGCUCCUCCUAUGGAAGAGGGGACCUCUGCCCCAGGGACCCCAUACAGCCAGGAGCCUCCAGGGGAGGCUGCACAGGCUGUGGUGGUGAGUGAUGCCUUGAAGGAGCCUAGUACCCACUAUAUCAUGGCAGCAGAUGGGACCCAGCUACAUCACAUUGAGUUGAGUGCAGAUGGAGGCGUUUCCUUCUCAGGCUCCGGAGCUUCUGAUCCUCCAGACACUGGGGCUAAAUGGCCUCUGUUGCAGUGUGGAGGACGGCCGAUGGGCAGAGAUGCGCCCCCUGCACCCCCCUCCCCAGCAAGAGCUCUUAGGGCUGGGGUUACUCCAGCUGAGAGCAGAGGACCACCUACCUCAGCUUCCCCACCUCUCCCAGCCACAAAAGCCUUGGGCCUGGUAGUUCCCUCUCCACCCCCAUCUUCCUCAACAGCAGCAGCUACUGCCGCCAAGAAGUUUUCCUGUAAGAUUUGUUCAGAGGCCUUCCCAGGCCGGGCCGAAAUGGAAAGCCACAAACGGGCCCACACUGGGCCCAGCACCUUCAAGUGUCCCGACUGCCCAUUUGUAUCUCAUCUGUGGCCUGAGGUUCGGGCCCACAUGGUCCAGCACUCAAGCCUUCGGCCCCACCAGUGCAGCCAGUGCAGCUUUGCCUCUAAGAACAAGAAGGACCUUCGGCGACACACCCUCACCCACACCAACGAGAAGCCCUUUUCCUGCCACCUUUGUGGACAGCGCUUCAACCGAAAUGGCCACCUCAAAUUCCACAUACAGCGGUUACACAGCCCAGAUGGAAGAAAGCCGGGACCUCCAGUGCCCAGGGCCCCUCCCCGUACCUCUACCCAGACCAUCAUCCUCAAUAGUGAUGAUGACACACUGGCUACAUUGCAUACUGCUCUACAGUCCAGUCAUGGGGUUCUGGGCCCUGAUCGACUCCAGCAAGCCCUGGGUCAGGAACACAUCAUUGUAGCCCAGGAACAAACAGUGUCCAAUCAGGAGGAAGCCACUUACAUCCAAGAGAUCACUACUGCAGAUGGUCAGAUGGUACAGCACCUGGUAACCUCAGAUAACCAGGUGCAGUAUAUCAUUUCUCAGGAUGGAGUACAGCAUCUCCUCCCCCAAGAGUAUGUGGUGGUUCCUGAGGGGCAUCACAUUCAGGUACAAGAAGGACAGAUCACUCAUAUUCAGUACGAGCAGGGCACUCCUUUCCUGCAGGAAUCUCAGAUUCAGUAUGUUCCUGUGUCUCCAGGACAACAGAUUGUCACUCAGGCUCAGUUAGAGGCUGCUGCCCAUUCAGCUGUUACAGCUGUAGCUGAUGCUGCCAUGGCCCAAGCCCAGGGUCUCUUCAACACCGAAGAGGCAAUGCCAGAGCACAUCCAGCAGCUGCAGCACCAAGGCAUUGAGUACGACGUUAUCACACUGACUGAUGACUGAGGGGCUACAGUGAGGACACAGAGAAACGAGAAUGCCAAAGGGUCUCACAAGAUCCUCCUUGCCAACCAGGCUUCCAUGAGAACCAGGCAGGUAUCCCAGACUUCCAAAUGAACUUGGGUCUGCCUCGGUGCCAGGGCUGAACAGGGCACUGGUGUGGUAAGCUACUGCCGACCCCCUGACCCCGGAUAAAGGAGGGCAAUCCGGGCCUGCAGGCAGGCUUGAGAGAAAUCUAUUUUUGUUUGGAUAGAUCAUCUGGUAUAUCUGUCUGAAUAAAGAAAAGGAAAUGAGUCCAGCCCUGGCCAGUCUUGCCAGAAUGGGGUGGCUCUCUUUCCUGCUUUCUCUUUACCAUGUGGUGGUGGUGGUGGCGGCAAAUAGAUAUCCUGGAGGCCAGUCCCCUACCUCCCCUAAUAUCAGCCCUCCACAGUUGACAGAGCUGCAGCUCCCUUCCUGCUGGUGGCGCUCAGUAUUAAAGGAGAAUUACUUUAGUAUUGGGGAAGGUAUCAUUUUACAGAAAUUCAGUCACAGAGACAGAGAUUUAAAAGACCUUAGAGAUCAUCUCACCCAACCCACCUCACUUUACAAAUGAGGAAAAUUAGGCUCAGAGAGAGAAGUGACUUGCAUAAGAUCACAGGUAGUAUCAGAGCUUGUUGUCAUGCUCGAGUUGAAGUAAGAUUAUUACUGAAUUACUUUCGAAUUCUAGAAUCAUGCAUUUCUAGACUAUGGUCCCUUUGCCCUAUAAAGGCUUUCUCAAACUUCUGCCAGUUUGUCCUUGGAGACACCAGAGGAAGUUGAUAAUCCACAGGCCUAAGGAACCCUAAUUGACAAGUUUUGAGUGGCAUGGGGUAGGCUCAUUCAAAGGUCCCUAUACACAAUGGGUAAGACUACUCAGAUCAGUUAAAGACUGGACUGGGCCCAUUAGCUUUUAUAUAGCCUGUAAGGAUUCA
Molecule: messenger RNA, 5616 nt
Organism: Sarcophilus harrisii (Tasmanian devil)
Lineage: Eukaryota; Metazoa; Chordata; Mammalia; Dasyuromorphia; Dasyuridae
Gene: ZNF335
Product: zinc finger protein 335
Exons: 27
Coding region: 584-4672 (1362 amino acids)
Biological process (GO): positive regulation of neurogenesis; brain development; regulation of gene expression
Cellular component (GO): nucleus
Molecular function (GO): RNA polymerase II cis-regulatory region sequence-specific DNA binding
Source: RefSeq, a predicted model, not a curated record